Psilocybe cubensis is the source of this 2553-nucleotide messenger RNA. RefSeq lists its product as uncharacterized. The record is from RefSeq and is a predicted model, not a curated record. The coding region runs from base 1 to 2553 and encodes 850 amino acids. Lineage: Eukaryota; Fungi; Basidiomycota; Agaricomycetes; Agaricales; Agrocybaceae. The transcript has 3 exons.
AUGGACACUCCUUCGUCAUCAACCGUCAGCGCACCAGGGCGCCAGAAACGCGUCCUACCUUCAAGAUCCAGGCGAGGAGGACCAGGUGUGGGGAACUGUGACUCAGACGUACUGAUAUUGGAGACUUACAAACGUCAAUACGAAAUCGAGCCCCUCAUCCCACUGAGCACCCCAUUCCUACUUUCUACCAAAGCCGACGCCGCUAAGAAUACUGAAUCUGCUAAUGAGGCUGGGAUCCACAUCAAUGUUGUCGCAAAUGAACGGUAUUUCGCGCGCCCGGAAGUCCUGAAAGCCUUCCGCGAGCAGCAACUCAUACAAACCCCCGAAUACGAGAGUAUUGGAGAGUCUUCCUACGUUGGAACACGUACAAGACCGAGACCUGAAGAUGCCACAGUCGAUACUUCUGAUGCUGCCUAUGAAAAACGCCAUAGGAAGUUUGAGACGCUUGAAAAGCGCCAGCGCUUACGCGAGAAGGAGAAACUCAAACAUGAGCAUUACAAAUUGAAAGAAAGGAUCGAGCAACUCAGGGCUAUGGACAGCGCUGCUUUCAUGACACUUCCGGCUUCUUCAUUCUCACCGGCACCCCCACAAGCAACUGCCGAGUUGGACGAUCUUAUUACCUCUGGCAGUCCAUAUGCGCAAAUCAAUGGCGUCGUAUCCAACUCCGAAGGGGAAAGACGCAGAAAAGAAAUGCUUGAAACUGCUUACAAGCUUGAAAAGCGAUAUGCUUAUCUACUUCCUCCCGACCGUGUUCGAAAAACAGCUGAUACACCAAACGAGUCUGGCGCAAAACUUCCUUCAGAUAUACGUGAUGGGGAAGAAUCAGAUACCGAAAAGAUACCCUCAAAUGCCUCGUCGAGAAGGGAAGAAAGUAUGAAACUUCGCAUCCCUGCGAGGUCGAGUGCAUCAACUACUCCUGCCCCUUCUCCAAAGCCAGUCGCACCAAAAAAACCAAGAGCAAGCGCAGUUGUUCCCAAGCAACCAAAUUCUCGUUUAGUGAGAGGAAGUGUCACCACCCCUGCCCCUCAAGAGCAAGAAACUCCGCCACCCGCUCAAUAUAACGAUGUCGAGAUGAAUGAACCUGACAACGUACGCCCUUUAACUCCUGCCCCUCCUAGUUCAUUCGACUAUGAUCAUCUGCCGAACACCCCACUGUCUAACGUUCGUGGUGCCUCAAAUACAGCCGAACCAGAAGUCCAUGACCAUAUGCAAAAUGGAAAUGAACAAGAUCACCGGUCUGUCCCUCCACAGGUUGUAUCGCCCAUUCUACCCUCAGCCAAACCUUUCAUUCCGUCCGGAGGGCAAGAUGUCGAUAUGGCCGAUGAUGGCGAAUCGGAGAAGGCCCCCUCCGAGGAUGAGGCAACAGAAGAAACAGAACAUGUUCUAGAGCAGCAGGUACCACCUGAGCCAGAACAUGCACCUGAGCCACAAGAUGAGCAGGAGCCACCAGCUGAACCUGAACCAGAGCUUCAACCAGAGCCUCGGUCAGAGCUUGAAGCUGAAUUUCAACCCGAGCCUCAAGUGGAGCCACGUCCAGAGCCUGAACCAGAGCCAAUUCUGCCUGCGCCUAAGAAAAAGCGAGGCCGCAAAAAGAAAGUCGUUCUUGAGCAGCUACCAGCGCAACAACAAAUCGAAUCCCAGGAGGUCCGAGACCUGUCCACAAUGUUGCAAAAUGCUACAGUCGCAGAACCAUCUCAAGUUCCUGCGGAUGCAUCGAAGCAGCAGGAGACUUUCCCACAACCUGUGCCUGAAAUGGAGUCGAUUUCAACCACGUCGAAGCGGCCGUACAAACGCAAAAAGCUGUCAGCAGUCGCCGUAGAGCCAUCCGCUCGUACACCUUCUGCUCAACCUGCUGAAACCGCCUCUACAGCCGGCCCUCGCAAGUAUCUCGGAGCAAGAGGGAAACCUUAUACGACUUACACCAACUCGGCAGGCGAGAAGGAGACAACUUUUUGUCUUCUUCUCAUGGCUGCUAUUCGGAAAGGAACACGGACCACCGACUCAGUGAGGCAUACCACAUCAUUCGGAAUCGAGACCCCAAAAUUCACGCAGAUAGAUUUUGAGAUCCCCGAGUGGAUUCACUUCCCUGAAAGUGAACCAGGCACUCCUCGCGUUGCUCAACCUGAUCCUCAUCGGGAACCCACAGAGUUUUCCCUAAACAACUCUGCUCUGCCUAUCGAUAAUGCAACACAAGCUGAUGGGAACCACGAAGGCAUGCCAAUGGACGUCGAUACAGCCGAACCUGUCGCACCAAAACCAACUGAACAGGAAUAUAAUGAGCCCUUUCAAGAGCGAGGAGAUAAACAGGUGGAUGUGCCUGAUGAACAUUCCAUGGAGGAGGCAAACACCCUCGAGAGAAGUGACGAUGCCGUUCAGGCUGAUGCGCCCACUGUGGCUCCAGAACUCGAACACAAAGACGUGCUUCCAGACGACGAGAACGAUACGACUACUCCAGCACCAGAGGAUAUGGAAUCCGAAACUGAUUCUCGCAUCAGGCCUAGGAUAUUAUCCCGACCUGUAGACGACGACGAAGAUGAACUACUCGAAUGGUGA